Molecule: messenger RNA, 1471 nt
Organism: Cucumis melo (muskmelon)
Lineage: Eukaryota; Viridiplantae; Streptophyta; Magnoliopsida; Cucurbitales; Cucurbitaceae
Product: chlorophyll a-b binding protein CP24 10A, chloroplastic
Exons: 2
Coding region: 548-1315 (255 amino acids)
Biological process (GO): response to light stimulus; photosynthesis, light harvesting in photosystem I
Cellular component (GO): membrane
Source: RefSeq, a predicted model, not a curated record
CUAAAUUGACAUCUUAACUAAGCAAACAAAAAUAGUUGUUUGAAAACUAGACUUAUUUAGUUUACAAAAACAUGCACCAGAUAUCCUCACUUAAUCACUAGCUCUACACCCAAAAUAUAGACUAAAUAACUUCACAUAUAAUAUACAAAUUUACCAAACUCAAUUCGGCAUCUCAAUUGGCGAAAGAUCUUUUUAACCCAAAAGAAGACGUUGGGGCAUUAACUUUUCAAAAUGAACUUUGGCUUCAUAGUAGGAAAUUGGGAGUGAAACAUGAGGCUGAAAAAGGGCUAACAAAGAGAGCGAUCGUCCACGUGGUUGGCAGUCAAGAGGUCUUUAUAGAAGAGGAUGAAGAACUUGUUUCCCAUUGGUCCGAAAUCUAUCCAACACCCUCCUAUUAGAUUUCCCUUCCAGAUUCUCAUCUUCAUGAUUCCUACUUGGCUCCAUUUAAACCCACAAUUCAAUUCACAAUAUCUCCCACACAUCCUCUUCUUCAUCAUAUCAUAAAACACAGUCCGUUACAUACCUGAAAUCUUCCAUCUCAAAAACCAUGGCUGCAACUUCUGGUGCUGUGCUUAAUGGAUUGGGCUCACCCUUCCUCCGUGGAAGUAGCAGAACUCGGACCUUGCUGGCCGGAGCUAGAGGUGGUGUCAAUGUUGUCAGCUCUAGCAAGCUUGUCGUCAUCGCUGCUGCUCAGCCUAAGAAGUCUUGGAUCCCUGGUGUUAGGGGUGGUGGCAACUUGGUCGACCCAGAAUGGCUUGAUGGCUCACUUCCAGGUGACUACGGCUUCGACCCAUUGGGUUUGGGGAAGGACCCAGCAUUUUUGAAAUGGUAUAGAGAAGCAGAGCUGAUCCACGGGCGGUGGGCAAUGGCAGCAGUGGUCGGAAUCUUCGUCGGACAAGCCUGGAGUGGAAUCCCAUGGUUCGAAGCCGGAGCAGAUCCAGGCGCAAUUGCUCCAUUCUCCUUCGGAUCACUUCUAGGAACCCAGCUUCUGCUGAUGGGAUGGGUUGAAAGCAAACGAUGGGUGGAUUUCUUCAACCCAGAAUCUCAAUCGGUGGAAUGGGCAACGCCAUGGUCGAGGACGGCAGAGAAUUUCGCAAACGCUACCGGAGAACAAGGGUAUCCCGGAGGAAAAUUCUUCGAUCCAUUGGGAUUUGCAGGAACUCUUAAAGAUGGGGUUUACAUUCCAGACACGGAGAAAUUGGAGAGAUUGAAGUUGGCAGAAAUCAAGCAUGCUAGGAUCGCCAUGUUAGCAAUGCUCAUCUUCUACUUUGAAGCUGGACAGGGGAAGACACCAUUGGGUGCUCUUGGAUUGUAAAAACAAAAAAACAUUGUUGAUGUGAAGAUAAAAUUGUUCAUAAUUUCACUAAGAAAAAAAAAAGGGAUUGAACAUGUGUUGAUGAUUUUGAGAUAGAUUUUGAAAGGGGUUUUGUUGGAGCCCUAAAAUCAAAACUUCAAAAUUGAGUGUUUGCCA